AUGAAAGAGCUGGACAAUCUGCUUGUGCUAAUAGAAAAAGCAGAGUGGGCGUCGCAUGUGUACAAAGAAGCUGGAGAGGCAUACCAUGCCUCGUACCAGAGGUUCACACAGGCAGCAGUGCAUCCCAGAAACAGGACGUGGAGGUCUGAUGCGCUGAUUCUUUCCCUGCUGAAGCACUGCGACAUCCAGGGGCUUACUUUGCAGGGCAUCAACAAGAUAACGAAGAUGGUCUCUUCAGACUUGGACAAAGCCAUCAAAGCGGCGCAGGCCCACCUCAGGGAAGCCCAGGCAGAGCUGGAGCGCAUGGAAAGAGAGAUGCGCGAAGAGUUCCAAAAAGUGCAAAAGGCUGUGCAAAAAAGAUGCAAGGCCCUUGGCGGCGCAGGCGAUGUAUGGAAGGCAGACUUCGACCUAAAAAAAGAGAUCCGCGUGUAUGUUUCCAAAGAGAGCAAGCUUCGCCUGCUGGAGCAGAAAGCCAAAAGCAGCCACCAGCAGGCCCACGACCUCCUGCUAAAGGCGUAUUAUAGAACGCUGAACGAGUACAUGGCAUGUGCCGCCGGACACCUAAACAUUCUUUCAAAUGACGUCUCAGAGCAUGUAGGCCCUGCGUGCAGCUCAAAGAUUCCGAAAAGCGAGCCUUGUUUGGAAACGCCCACGUCUCUGUCUAUGGGCACGCCAACAGAAACCCCAGACUUGACGCUGGAGCAGCUCGAGAAAACCCGGUUUGGGGAGCUGUACAGCCAGGCCCUGCGGGAAGCCCGGGGAAAGGCCAAGGCCGAUCCGGCUGGCAGUCUGGCAGUGCGCGGGUGCGGCCUUUUCAUAGUUCCCAAAAUAUCAAGCGACCACUUGCUAUUUGUUGUAUGCACAAGCACGGACUAUUUGCAUGCUUUUUCUAUACAGCCAAUAUUAAAUAAGAUAUCUACUGAUUUAUUCAUGGAAGACUCAGAGUGUCCUGUCAAGGCCUUGCAAAGAACGCUCUCCACAUAUAGCGAGCCUGAAAUAGAAAAGAUAAACAGCUACCUGCUCAGUCACAUAGGAGAUCUUUCCGUGAUUGAGAAGGUGUUUCCGAUAAACCUGAAAAAUAUGAGGGUUUCUAUGCGUGGAGGCGGAUGCGAAAUGCUUAUAACAGAAGCGGGCGCUAUGUUCUUUGCCAAGCAGGUUAAGGUGCAAGCGGGCAAUGUUCAGCAAAUGAGAAAGUUCUACUCUCUGGUGAAAGAAGAAGCGUGCUUGGAGGCGGCCCAUGCCCAUAGCUCUGAUGAAACAGGGGCACGUGCCGAGCUCCCACUGUCGUGGUCUCCAGCUACAUAUGAGAACCCUUGGUAG
This is a messenger RNA of Nematocida major, 1320 nucleotides long. RefSeq lists its product as uncharacterized. The transcript has a single exon. Lineage: Eukaryota; Fungi; Microsporidia. The record is from RefSeq and is a predicted model, not a curated record. The coding region runs from base 1 to 1320 and encodes 439 amino acids.